UAUUAUUAUUUUACCAUUAAAAAAUAAACCUUGGAAGAAGUAUCUUUGAUUAUCGCUUUCGGUGCAUAUAUAUUGAAUUCUUACGAUCCUUUUAUUUUCCCUCUCCUUAGUUUUCUCCUUUUUCUUUUUGUUUUCUUGUGAAUUGAAUCAUCCCCUCCAUCUCCUAUUGUCUCAUCGUCUUCUUCAUCAUUGUUCCUCCGUUUCUUGCUUCGAAUCUCCAUUUUCUUUGCUUAGCUUUAACUCCAAAUCUUCUCGAUUCUGCUUUUUACUUCUCUUUCCGAAUCAAGGCUCUGUUUCUUCUUCGUCCCGGCCAUUGUUUCGGUUCUUGAAUGUGCAGAGGAAGACGGGUUCUUGAAGAAGACAGUUAUGGCGAUCGACGUCUGUUCCUCAGAGUCUCCGAGUUCUGGAAUCAGUCCGAGGAUAUCUUUCUCGUACGAUCUUGAUCAGGCGGGCGGCGAAGAAGUCAGAUUGGAUUCGGAUUCGGAGUUCGAUUUCUGCGUUGGCUCGAGUUGCUCCGUUCAAGAACUCUCCUCGGCUGAUGAGUUGUUCUCCAAUGGCAAGAUUCUUCCUUUCCAGAUCAAGGAAGACAAACAUUUUGCCCAGAAACCAUUUCUAAUUCAACGAACAUCACCACCAUCAUCAUCAUCGUCAUCGUCAUCGUCCUCUUCUUCGUUCUGCAACCAGAAACCAACAGAGAAGAAGAGACUGAAAGAGCUCCUUCUGAAUCCCGACCCAGAUCUCGACGACAAGCCCUCGUCAUCUUCAUCGUCAAGAUUGUUUUUGCAGUUCAAGAGAAGCAUAAGCCUAAACUACGACACAACUCGAAGCAAAGGGCUCAUCAGAUCGCUGCAGUUCCUCUCACGAAGCAACUCCACUGGCUCUGCACCAAGCCCUAAACCUAACUUGCUUCCCAAGGAAACCCGCCAUCACAACAAGAACCAGAAUCCUCCUAGACGGCCAUCACUCUUGAGAAGAUCAUCUUCCCUCUCAAAUUCAGCCGCAAACUGUUCAUAUCACUCGAUCUCAACCCAGAAGCCACUUCACAGGAACAGCUUCGGAGCUUAUAACAACAACGGCAACGGAGGAGUUCGAGUGAGUCCUGUCCUGAAUUUCCCGCCGCCGACGUUCAUGUCCAAUGCAACUGUCGGAUUCUUCGGCCUCGGAUCUCUCUGUACUGGUAAGAUGAACAAGAGAAACAAGAUGAUAUAGCAUUUCCUCUGUUUCUUUUCUUACGGGAGACGGCAAAAAUGUUUUCCAGCUUGUUUAAUUGAUGGAGUAUUGACGGUACAUGUGGGGUUAUGUAGCAUGUGACCAUUGUCUGUAAAUCCCAAAAAUGAUUAGUAUAUACUGUCGAACAACAAUGAACGAGCUGAGGUGAUUAGAUCUCGGCAUUGUAAUAAUUAAAAAAAAAAACGGAAUAUAUUA
Messenger RNA from Tarenaya hassleriana, 1425 nucleotides. RefSeq lists its product as uncharacterized. The record is from RefSeq and is a predicted model, not a curated record. Bases 367 to 1209 code for a protein of 280 amino acids. NCBI's taxonomy places the organism in Eukaryota, Viridiplantae, Streptophyta, Magnoliopsida, Brassicales, Cleomaceae. The transcript has a single exon.